AUGGCCUCCCUUCGUACCCCCGCUCGCCGUCUGUUAUCCACUGGAGUCUUCGAGACGCGAUCAUCGCUCUUGAUCCCACAGAAACGCUCCUUCGCCACCACAGUCGACAAUCCUCCGCCUCCCUCAACAACCGCCACAGAACCACGACAAGCGACAUCUUUCACAGACCGUCUUAACACUGGUCCUGCAUUCUCAGAUUUCGUCAGCGGUGGCGCACCCACAGAAAAGUCUCUAUGCCGCGAAGAGCUCUAUGAGCUGCGAACAGUCCAAGUAGGACCUGAGGGAAAGAAGAAGACACAUACCCGCCUGCCAGAAUGGCUCAAGACGCCCAUUCCCUCCAACGACAAUUUCAAACGGAUAAAGAAUGACCUGAGAGGCUUGAAUCUACAUACCGUCUGCGAAGAAGCACGAUGUCCGAACAUCAGCGAUUGCUGGGGUGGAAGCAACAAGAGCGCGGCAACGGCCACCAUCAUGUUGAUGGGAGACACAUGCACACGAGGCUGCAGAUUCUGCUCCGUCAAGACAUCCCGCGCACCGCCGCCUCUCGACCCGCACGAGCCAGAGAACACCGCAGAAGCAUUGAAGCGUUGGGGACUGGGCUAUGUCGUCCUCACCAGUGUCGACCGCGACGACCUCGCAGACGGCGGAGCAAAACACUUCGCCUCCACCAUCAUGAAAAUCAAACAAAAAGCCUCCCACAUCCUCGUCGAAGCGCUGACAGGAGACUACGCCGGCGACCUCGAAAUGGUAAAACUCGUAGCCCAGAGCGGUCUCGACGUCUACGCACACAACGUCGAAACAACCGAAGAGAUGACGCCCUUUGUCCGCGACCGGCGGGCGAAAUUCCGCCAAUCCCUCGACGUUCUCCGCGCCGCAAAAGAAGCAAACCCAAACCUCAUCACCAAAACUUCCAUCAUGCUCGGUCUGGGCGAAACCGAAGACCAACUCUUCCGCACCCUGCGCGAACUCCGCAACGUAAACGUCGACGUCGUGACCUUCGGACAAUACAUGCGUCCUACGAAACGACACAUGAAAGUCCACGAGUACGUCACCCCGGAUCAAUUCGAACUCUGGAGACAGAGAGCGUUGGAUCUGGGCUUUCUGUAUUGCGCCUCGGGCCCCUUGGUGCGCAGCAGUUAUAAAGCAGGCGAAGCUUUCAUCGAGAAUGUCUUGAAAAAGCGAGCGAGACAUAACACCCUUCUCAGCGCCGAGAGAGUGGGAGAUUUCAAGGAUAUGGAAAGUACAUGA
Molecule: messenger RNA, 1248 nt
Organism: Lecanosticta acicola
Lineage: Eukaryota; Fungi; Ascomycota; Dothideomycetes; Mycosphaerellales; Mycosphaerellaceae
Source: the annotation of a GenBank genome assembly